Sycon ciliatum is the source of this 1540-nucleotide messenger RNA. RefSeq names its product hydroxysteroid 11-beta-dehydrogenase 1-like protein. The record is from RefSeq and is a predicted model, not a curated record. The transcript has a single exon. Gene Ontology annotation, molecular function: oxidoreductase activity. Gene Ontology annotation, cellular component: intracellular membrane-bounded organelle. Bases 344 to 1234 code for a protein of 296 amino acids. Lineage: Eukaryota; Metazoa; Porifera; Calcarea; Leucosolenida; Sycettidae.
CUGUUCAAAGGCAACGCGGUAAGUCAGAUCGCCUCUGCUUCCCAUUCUCAUUGUUCUAGUACUUGUUCGCCUUCCGGUCUACGGAGGAGAGACCAAAGCCAAACUAACUAAACCCCAUGUGCAUGUGUGACCGGCCCCUUAGACAUAACUUAUAAUAUUAUAAGUAAAUAAUAUUAGUCAUAAGUAUUAGUUAUAAUUUUAUAGUGUUUGGAGAAGUCGAGUUGUUGUAAACGUGAGGUACCUAAAAGUGAGAUACCAGAACGGUUUCCCGGCCGUAGUGCUGAGUAGCAUCACGAGCUGGGUCUGUUGUCCGGGAUUCAGCUGCUAUCGUGCGACGUGCAAGAUGAGAACGUUUGUACUGGCACUACUACUGGGGUCAGUGCUGAGUUACUUGGGCCUGUUUGUAGCGGUGUCCCUGUACGAUACGUUUGAUCCGAAUGUGGACUUGAAGGACAAACGAGUCAUCGUGUGCGGAGCAUCGACUGGUAUUGGUGAGCAGAUUGCCUAUCUUUACGCCCGGGCUGGUGCAAGACUAGUGCUGGUUUCUCGCAGACUGCAAGUUCUACAGACAGUGCAGGCGAAAUGUCGUGACCUGGGAGCAGCACAAGUGGAAGUGUUUGCCGGGGAUCUUUCCUUGAAGAAUACCAGCAAAGAUGUGAUUGAAUAUUCUGAGGAGAAGUUGGGAGGAAUUGAUCAUUUGAUACUGAACCAUGCCAUAUUCUAUUACCAGUUGUGGACAAAUAACUCUGACCUGGAUUAUGCCACAAAAUUGAUUCAAGUCGAUCUCUUGAGCUACAUCUAUUUGACAACGUACUCACUGCCUGCACUGGAGAGAAGUCAUGGAUCAGUGGUGGCUGUAUCAUCGGCAGCCGGCCUUUGGCCAUCACCUCUGAAUCACGUGUACUCGGCAUCAAAGUUCGGCCUGCACGGCUUCUUCGGGUCGCUACGACAAGAUCUGAUGAUUCAGAAGUCGAACGUGUCCAUCUCGAUGGUUCCACUGGGUUUGUUUGGCUCUGACACUAUCCGUGAGUUCACAAAGAGUACUCUACCGGACAGUGCCAAGAACUACGGGGACCCCGCCAACGCUGCACAUGCCAUCGCCAGGGCUGCUGGGCUACGACUCAGAGAGGCCCACUGCCCCUACUUCGACACCAAGUUCCUGCAAUGGGUUUACAUGCUCUUCCCAAGCACAAUGGACAAGUACAUGGCGUUUCUCUUCCAGCACAAUGCUUAAAUGUGGACACACAACUAGCCGAAUACUAGUAAUUAAAGAAAUGCUUUGCUGGUUAAAUGUGUUUAUGGGUAACAUGCGUCUUCUUGAAACGGAAGAGACAUGAUCCGUGAUCACCAUGACGUAAUGAACUGGCUGCACAUUUCAACAAUUGGCAACUACUCCAGUGACAGAAGUGUAUAUUGAACAUCGUGAGCCAUUUCAAUGUUCCAUUUGCUCCAAAAGUAUUUAUAUAAACUAAACUUUAUUAUCUGCAGUGAAUGACUUAAAGUUGUCUCUGCAUUCUCAGUACCGUAAGAACAUUCUUUU